Molecule: messenger RNA, 3309 nt
Organism: Choloepus didactylus (southern two-toed sloth)
Lineage: Eukaryota; Metazoa; Chordata; Mammalia; Pilosa; Megalonychidae
Gene: ZBTB37
Product: zinc finger and BTB domain containing 37
Biological process (GO): regulation of transcription by RNA polymerase II
Molecular function (GO): RNA polymerase II cis-regulatory region sequence-specific DNA binding; protein binding; DNA-binding transcription factor activity, RNA polymerase II-specific
Source: RefSeq, a predicted model, not a curated record
CACCCACCUCCCGGCAGCUCCUCUCUCGCCUACGCCUACUGCCUGCACCUAGUCACGGGGCGCCUCCCCUUUCCCGGUCCUUCAUCCUCACCUGUGCGCUCGUUCCCUGGCCUGACGCUUCGCUAACCUCUCCACCGAAUUUCUCCGUGACAUUUCGUCCUUCAGCCAGUGCCCUUCUCCCUGUGCUUCCUAACUCUGACGAAAGCCAUUCAAGUACCCGAGUGGCCGACACCAUGCCGUUCCCGAUUCUCCUUCUUACAGCUAUCACCCCUCCAGUGCCGACGGUAGAGAAAGACUUUACACCAGGGGCUUCCUUCUCUUGGGGAACUGCCGGAAAAAGCAAACAAAAAAGGCGCAGGUGUGGGCUCCAAAAUAAACACAUCUGAAUUCAUGAUGACAUCGACAGAGGCUCUUAUUGGAUUAAAAGUUUCAAAACAAACAAAAACGCUUUGGAAAAAGGGUUGAAUGCCUGCCUGCAUCCUCAGGCACGACCAUGGAGAAAGGUGGGAACAUACAACUGGAGAUCCCUGACUUUAGCAACUCUGUCCUGAGCCAUCUAAACCAGCUGCGCAUGCAGGGCCGUCUCUGUGAUAUUGUGGUCAAUGUGCAAGGGCAAGCUUUCCGGGCUCACAAGGUAGUACUGGCUGCCAGCUCCCCCUAUUUCCGGGAUCACAUGUCCUUGAAUGAGAUGAGUACUGUCUCCAUUUCAGUCAUCAAGAACCCUACUGUUUUUGAACAGCUCCUUUCUUUUUGUUACACUGGGAGGAUAUGCCUGCAACUGGCAGAUAUCAUCAGCUACCUGACAGCUGCCAGUUUUCUGCAGAUGCAGCAUAUCAUAGACAAGUGUACGCAGAUCCUGGAAGGCAUUCAUUUCAAAAUUAAUGUGGCUGAGGUUGAAGCAGAAUUAAGUCAAACAAGGACAAAGCAUCAAGAGAGGCCUCCAGAGUCUCACAGGGUUACACCAAAUCUAAACCGGUCCCUUAGCCCACGACAUAAUGCCCCAAAGGGAAACCGGCGAGGUACAGUUAGUGCUGUGCUGGAUAUCAGGGAGCUAAGCCCCCCUGAGGAGUCCACCAGCCCCCAGAUAAUUGAACAGAGUUCUGACGUAGAGAGCCGGGAGCCCAUUCUUCGGAUCAACCGAGCAGGACAAUGGUAUGUGGAGACAGGAAUAGCAGACCGGGGAGCCCGGAGUGAUGAUGAAGUUAGGGUUCUUGGAGCACUACACAUCAAAACUGAAAAUCUGGAGGAGUGGCUCGGGCCUGAGAAUCAGCCUUCCGGAGAAGAUGGGAGUAGUGCAGAGGAGGUCACAGCCAUGGUGAUUGACACCACAGGCCACAGUUCUGUAGGACAGGAGAAUUACACUUUAGGGUCUUCAGGAGCCAAGGUGGCUCGGCCAACAAGCAGUGAAAUUGACAGAUUCAGCCCCUCGGGCAGUGUUGUUCCCUUGACAGAGAGACACAGAGCAAGAAGUGAGUCUCCGGGAAGAGUGGAUGAGCCUAAGCAGCCUAGCUCCCAGGUAGAAGAGUCAGCAAUGAUGGGAGUAAGUGGCUAUGUAGAGUACCUCCGAGAGCAGGAAGUAUCUGAGAGGUGGUUCCGGUACAACCCCCGUCUCACCUGCAUCUACUGUGCCAAAUCUUUCAACCAGAAGGGAAGCCUAGACCGCACAUGCGUCGUGCACAUGGGGAUCACACCGUUCGUCUGCCGCAUGUGUGGCAAGAAGUAUACCCGUGAAAGAUCAGCUGGAGUAUCAAUCCGCAAGCACACGGGCAACAAGCCCUUUCACUGUCAUGUUUUGUGGCAAAAGUUUCCCUUCCAGGCCAUCUUGAAUCAGCACUUUCGCAAAAACCACCCUGGCUGCAUACCCCUGGAGGGGCCUCACAGCAUCUCCCCUGAAACAACUGUCACUUCUCGAGGACAAGCUGAGGAAGAGUCCCCUUCACAGGAAGACACAGUUGUCCCUGGAGAAGCAGCCCAGGGCUCUGUGUCCACCACUGGGCCAGAUUGAAACUGAGGGGGAGGGGGCAAACCCCUCUUCCCCUUUGGGCCGUAAGGAGCCAGCAUCAGGGCCAUGGGCUGGUACUCGGUUCACAAAAUGCCACGUCACUAGACCAGAAUAUCCCAAGAUGUUGCCAAACUAGAGAAUCAGCAACAUACACAAAAGCACUAAAGGCUCUUCCCCUUCUUCACACCUCACACCUUGGAAAAUAAUCAUCAAAUCAACUUUCUAAUUCAGGGAUCAACAGCCUUGGUUUGUUAACUUUAUAAGAAAAAAAAUUUUUUAACAGAACAGUGAUAAAUGGUCAUUUAUCUGCCAGUCAUGUUUGAAACACUGUACUUUGAUCCAUAUCGUCUUGGUGGCUGUAAUUGCCCAGAUCUAAAAAAAAUGCAACAGGAGCCUUCGUCAUCUGAACCCACCAGCCACAAGGGAGAAGGAGGUAGUCAUGAUGGUAAUGAGGAGGAGAAGGAGGAAGAAUUUCUCCUCUUCCUUUCCUGCCAGAUCAUGCAGUUUCAUAUUUCAAGGAGAAAGUCCUGGUGAUCCUUAUUGUUUUGAAGUGUUCAACUUUAUCUUUGCCCUGAGUAGGCAUCUAAUGUUUUGCCAGAUUAUUUCUUGUAAGCAGCCAUCUUGGUACGGUAUUCUAGUGGGCACUUUAGGCAACUGGAAUUGAAAUGAGCAGCACAGUAUUUGCAAUAGGUACUGCUACAUUUGGGGUCUCAAGUGUUGUGUUAAAGAAGAGGGGAGCAGGGAAGGAAAUGUUUUUAUGUUUUGCAAAUGUCAAACAGUGCAGAGCCAUGAUGCAACUUCCUGACUGGUAUUUGUAAACCAUAGUGCUUAUACUUCUUCAAGUGUUAGGAAAUGGCUCUGGUCCAGAUAAAUUAAUGUGUUAGGCUGACUACCAAAGUUUCAUCCAGUCUCUUUGGCUCCUAGUUUAACGUAACAGCAAUAUUGUACAUCAAAAAUGUCACUUUCUAGUGCAUUGAGCCUGGAUUGUAUUUUUAAAUCCACAGGUUUCCAUAUUUGAUAACUUUUAUAUGAACUUUUAAACACAUAUUUUUUCUGCAAUAUUGUGUUUGAAGAAAUUCAACACUAUGGUUCUUAUUGCAACCACAAUUCCGUCUCCUUCUCCAUAUGUUAUAGUUUAUAUUUUCAGUCCAGAACCUCAGUAAGUCUUGGGUCUGCAAACCUAGUAAUUCAUAAACCAACCAUCGCCAAAUUGUUAACUCCAAGAGCUUUGCUUUUUAAUAAUACACUGCAGGGCAUUUAUCAGAAAACAUGCACAAUUAUAUUGCAAUAAAUGACCAAGGGAUCAA